AAUAUAUAAUAUUGGUCGUACGUGAACGAUGAAAAUCUCUGUGCUGGGUGCUACCGGUCCAUCGGGGGUACAGACAGUGUUAGAGGCUUUGGAGAGAGGAUACAGUGUUGUGGCUCUGGUGAGGAACCCAGACAAACUGGCUGUGAAGGACGAUAAACUACAGGUAUGUAAGGUGGAUAUAUUUAAGGAGGAUGAAUUGGCUCCCCACAUUAAGGGCUCGGAUGCUGUCGUGUCUUGUCUGGGAGGCUCUGCCUCUUUGUUUGGGUGGACAAAAUGUACUCUCUACACGGACUCGGUCAAGAGUAUAGUCGGGGCAAUGAGACAGUCCGGAGUCAAGCGUCUGAUAGCAAUGUCUGCCUGGGGUAGCGCAGUGACAGAGGGCGAACCGUUUAUCAUAAAAUGGAUCCUUCGACCCCUGUUUAUCGGAAACUUACUGACGAAUCUUGGAGAAAUGGAGGAUUACCUGAACAAAGAAUGUCAAGAUAUCAACUUCACCUCUGUUAGACCACCUGGGCUCACAAACCAACCCAGUACAGGGCAAACCGUUCGAGCCGAAAACGGGCGCCAGUUUCUGGAAAACAGUGAAACACAGAUAUCACGGCGAGAUGUGGCCAAGUACCUCCUAGAUAUUGUCAACGACACUUCAGUAUACAAAGCUUGUGUCGCUAUUGGCUAUGACAAGAAAAAGUGACCAUAGCAUUUUUCAUUCACUGGCCAUUGUAUAGAGGUUAUUGCCUUAAUCCCCUGUGCCUUAUACAUGUCAUUCGUAUACAAAAACUUGAGUGCAUCUAUUAUUGGAUAAGAUAUGCUUACAUCCGACCUAAUUAUAUGAAUAAUGCUUCUGGUUUAUGUCCAAGGUUACAUAAAGGUCAUACAUGUAGCUUAAUAUGAUGACACAUUUAUAGUAAACAAAUACAAAAAAUUGUUUUGAGGAUAAAAAUUGUGUAAGAUUAAAUAUUCCCCUCCCAAAUAGACACCUUUCUCGAAUUAAAUUGGGAAAGGGUGUUUUUUUUUUUUAAAUAGAGGACUAUAAAAGGAAAAAUAAACCUUGAUGGUUUAAAUUUGCACCACGAUCUUUGUUCAAGAGGUUUUAAGAGUGUUUGUCAACCUAUUGAACUCUUUUAUACAUGUAUACAUAUUGUAAUUCAUUUCUAAGGCUUUCAUAAAUUAUGCAAUUUGUUAUUGUUAACUUUUUAUUUGAAGAUUGAAUUUUUUAUGAAUAAAAUACAUGUAUAUUUAAUUAAUAUA
Messenger RNA from Saccostrea echinata, 1248 nucleotides. RefSeq names its product flavin reductase (NADPH)-like. The transcript has 4 exons. Lineage: Eukaryota; Metazoa; Mollusca; Bivalvia; Ostreida; Ostreidae. The record is from RefSeq and is a predicted model, not a curated record. The coding region runs from base 29 to 691 and encodes 220 amino acids.